Molecule: messenger RNA, 1309 nt
Organism: Pseudovirgaria hyperparasitica
Lineage: Eukaryota; Fungi; Ascomycota; Dothideomycetes; Acrospermales; Acrospermaceae
Product: cysteine dioxygenase type I
Exons: 1
Coding region: 308-916 (202 amino acids)
Biological process (GO): L-cysteine catabolic process
Molecular function (GO): cysteine dioxygenase activity; ferrous iron binding
Source: RefSeq, a predicted model, not a curated record
GGUAUCUUGAUAGACGGCUUCCAACGGCUCACUUUAUCUUGGGCAAAUUUUUAGAUAAAGCCUCUCUCCAUAUGGGUCCUUGCCAAACUUGUGGCAUAGGCCAUUCAGCCCACAUUCACGGUCCUGUCUUCCAACGUGCACCUUGGAUAGUGUUUAUACGUGCCACAUCACCUGUGACGUUGUGGAUUUUUACGUGCAUUUUGAUUGCUUGUUCCAUUGCACAAAUUACAUCUCGCUUUGCUAAGCUCAAAUUCCCGAGUCUCCUCGAAUCCUGCUGAUAAGUUCAACGCAUCAAGUUUUGCCAAUCAUGGCCACGCCAGCUAUCCCAAAUGCUUUCCAGCAACUUGUUGAGGACCUUAGCACCGUGCUCGGCCCAUCAUCAGGCAUCAACGACGUCGAUACUGAGAGACUGAUCGCAUUGAUGGAGAGAUACGUUUCCAUUGAAGAUGAAUGGAAAAACUACGCCUUCAGUGAUUCAUCUCGCCCAUAUACCCGGAACCUUGUUGACGAGGGCAAUGGCAAAAGUAACCUGCUUAUCCUAGUGUGGACACCAGGCAAAGGCAGUGCAAUCCACGACCAUGGCUCCCACUGUAUUAUGAAGGUCCUCAAAGGAGAACUCACGGAGACCCUGUACGACUGGCCCGAUCAACGAAAGGCUUCAGGUAAUGGUUCUGCACCACUGGUUCCGAAACGAGAGACGAGAUAUCAGACAAACCAGGUCACCUACAUGUCCGACGAACUCGGAAUCCACCGGGUGGGGAAUCCAGAUACAAAAGAAUUCGCAAUAUCCUUACACCUGUACACACCUCCACACGUUUCGAAAAACGGUUGCCACAUUUUCAAUGCGCGGACCGGAGCUCAUAUGCACUGCAAUGGUGUUUUGUACUCCAAGUAUGGCGAGCGAGUGAGGAGUUGAGAUUCCUACGAGAUUCGCAUGGAGCCGUCAGACUCAGCUGUGAUGGCGGAUAUUCUGUCAGCUGGCCUGAAUAGCAUAAUGGAGUGUCGUUGGCAACUUCGUUUGUUUCUCAUGUCGGGUGACGGGUAUCAAUAUAUUGGGAGAUGUGACGACGAUUGAGAAUAAGAAGAGCGACUUGAUGUAGGCGCAGAGGUUAGGAAGGAGGAAUACGACAUUUUAGGGAUAGAUAAAGUCUCAUGGAGAGACCUGUAAACUGAUAACCCCUUCGUAGAACCAUUGUAAGGGGGGAGGUUAGAUACUAUGAAGACAUACCUGAUAGCAUUGCCUAGCGCCUACGAUCUAGCCCCCCGGCCGAACCGGGCAGCCGCCUUAGGUGGCUAAUUAGCUUCAAGC